AGUCAAUUCCAUCAGACACCUUGCUCUCCUCUUCUCCCAUGGACCCUACUACUUCUGUUGAGCCUGACUCUCCUGCCUCACCUGACUUACCUCCACCUAGGAUAACUUUCCUUACUUCUUUUUCUAUUAAUGUUGAGCCAUCAUCUUUUCAUCAAGGUAGUAAGGAUGACAGAUGGUUUGAAGUUAUGAAACUUGAAAUUGAGGCAUUAGAACAGAAUAACACUUGGCCUGUAGUUGACUUACAUGUUGGUAAAACACCCAUUGGAUACAAAUGGGUGUAUAAAAUAAAGUACAAUGCAGAUGGAACUAUAAAAAAAUUCAAGGCCAGACUAGUUGCUAAAGGCUUUACACAACAGGAAGGAUUAGAUUUUCAUGAUACAUUCUCUACUGUUGCUAAGCUGACUACUAUGAGGGAUGUUAUUGCCACUGCUGCUCUCAAGCACUGGCCUAUAUUUCAGAUGGAU
Messenger RNA from Nicotiana tabacum (common tobacco), 464 nucleotides. NCBI's taxonomy places the organism in Eukaryota, Viridiplantae, Streptophyta, Magnoliopsida, Solanales, Solanaceae. The record is from RefSeq and is a predicted model, not a curated record.